AUGGCGAGUGAAUACAGAUGCGUGGGAUGUGGGUAUAGGGUCAAGUCAUUGUUCAUUCAAUACUCUCCGGGGAACAUUCGGCUCAUGAAAUGCGGAAACUGCAAGGAAGUGGCAGACGAAUACAUCGAGUGUGAACGGAUGAUUAUAUUCAUCGAUUUAAUCCUUCACAGACCCAAGGUAUAUAGACACGUCCUCUACAAUGCAAUUAAUCAAGAAAUUGUAGAUAUUCAGCAACUUUUGUGGAAAUUGGUCUUCGGUUAUCUUCUUCUAGACUCUUAUAGAAGCUUGCUACUAAGAAGAAGUGAUGAUGAAUCAAGCUUUUCUGAGAACUCGCUUCUUAUAUCCGCCGUAAAGGUUCUAAUCGGCGCUCUAACUGCAAAUGUUGCAUUUAUCUUCUCUUUUGCCAUUGCGGCCAAGUGUUUGCUAAAUGAAGUUUCCAGAAAAAGAGAGAUUAUUUUGGGGAUAUUGAUCUCGAGUUACUUCAAGAUCUUUCUGCUAGCUAUGCUGGUAUGGAAAUUCCCAAUUUCAGUGAUCUUCAUCAUAGAUAUACUUGUCUUAACAUCAAACUCCAUGGCUCUUAAAGUGAUGACUGAAUCAACCACGAGCAGAUGCAUAGCUGUAUGCUUGUUGGCGCACUCGGUUAGAUUCUUGGUGGGUCAGAUCUUUGAGCCAACAACAUUCUUUACACAAUUUGGAUCUCUCUUGCAUCGCUCUCCUUUAUUCAGAAUCCUAUGA
This is a messenger RNA of Microthlaspi erraticum, 735 nucleotides long. Lineage: Eukaryota; Viridiplantae; Streptophyta; Magnoliopsida; Brassicales; Brassicaceae. The record is from the annotation of a GenBank genome assembly.